UGUCAAUUUUCAUCGACUGAAAAAAACUUUACUCGUCGAGACGGCGAAAAUGGUGCUCGAAAGUACUAUGAUCUGUGUGGAUAACAGUGAGUUUAUGAGAAAUGGAGACUUUAUACCAAGCCGCCUUCAAGCCCAACAAGAUGCUGUUAACAUGGUCUGCCAUUCAAAAACGAGAUCCAACCCAGAAAAUAAUGUUGGACUUCUAACAUUGGCCAACACCAAAGUAUUGGCCACAUUGACUACAGAUGCUGGACGCAUUUUAUCAAAACUUCAUCAGGUCCAGCCAGAAGGUUCAAUCAAUCUGCUAACAGGAGUCAGAAUUGCUCAUCUUGCUCUUAAACAUCGUCAAGGAAAAAACCAUCGAACUAGAAUUAUAGUCUUCAUUGGCUCUCCUCUUAAUUUUGAUGAAAAGGAAUUGAACAAACUAGCCCGGAAACUGAAGAAAGAGAAAGUCAAUGUAGACAUUAUUUGCUUUGGAGAAGAGAAUGGAGGAACCGAAGUCCUGGCUAGUUUUAUCAAUACUCUCAAUGGCAAAGAUGGCACUGGUAGUCAUUUGGUUACCAUUCCACCUGGGCCUCAUCUCGCUGAUGCACUAAUUUCUUCGCCGGUCAUUCAAGGGGAAGACGGUACAGGAGCGGUUGGCUUGGGGGCGGGGGGCUUCGAGUUUGUCGAUCCUAAUGAAGAUCCUGAAUUGGCUCUUGCUCUACGGGUUUCAAUGGAAGAGCAACGUCAGCGUCAAGAAGAGGAAGCACGCCGAUCAGGCAAUCCGUCAGGUCCGGAGCCUGCUGCACCCACAACAAUGACCGGCGCUCCUGCUUCUAACGAAGAUGCAAUGCUUGAGCGUGCGUUGGCGAUGUCCAUGGAUCAACCAAGCGUCACUUCAGCUGCUGCCAGCAACGCACCUGCAGCACCAGUUUAUCCUGACUUCGCCACAAUGACUGAAGAGGAACAAAUUGCUUAUGCAAUGCAAAUGUCAAUGGCAGAAGCUCAGGGACCAGUUAAAACAGAAGCCGAAGCUAUGGAAGUUGAAUCGACACCAGCAGCAGCAGCAGCGAGCGAUGACUACGAUGAAGUGAUGAAAGAUCCGGAAUUCCUCCAAAGCGUUUUAGAAACGCUUCCAGGAGUCGACCCUUCGAGCGAUGCUGUACAAUCUGCCGUUGAUGCUUUGCGAAAUCAAGAUAAGGAUAAGAAGCAAGGGAAAAAGCCUGACUCCAAGUAACGAGAUUGAUUUGUAACGCCUCGCUUGAUUCGGAUCUAGAAUUCACUAAUGUGCAUCUGCCCAUCACACCUGUGUGUAACAGAACGUGGUAGAUGCUUUCUCCCAUUGGCACACUAUCGCCUAAUUGAUAAUUCUAGGAUUUCAUCGUAUUUUUCUGAAUUGAAUAAAGAAACUCAUAAAAAAUC
Messenger RNA from Daphnia carinata, 1404 nucleotides. It is a transcript of the gene Rpn10, whose product is annotated as 26S proteasome non-ATPase regulatory subunit 4-like. Gene Ontology annotation, cellular component: nucleus; proteasome regulatory particle, base subcomplex; cytosol. Gene Ontology annotation, molecular function: polyubiquitin modification-dependent protein binding. Bases 50 to 1219 code for a protein of 389 amino acids. The record is from RefSeq and is a predicted model, not a curated record. Gene Ontology annotation, biological process: proteasome-mediated ubiquitin-dependent protein catabolic process. NCBI's taxonomy places the organism in Eukaryota, Metazoa, Arthropoda, Branchiopoda, Diplostraca, Daphniidae. The transcript has 8 exons.